Messenger RNA from Pygocentrus nattereri (red-bellied piranha), 3844 nucleotides. Its product is annotated as putative helicase mov-10-B.2. Gene Ontology annotation, molecular function: 5'-3' RNA helicase activity; RNA binding. NCBI's taxonomy places the organism in Eukaryota, Metazoa, Chordata, Actinopteri, Characiformes, Serrasalmidae. The transcript has 22 exons. Bases 130 to 3180 code for a protein of 1016 amino acids. The record is from RefSeq and is a predicted model, not a curated record.
UUUCACCAUCAGAGUCAGGUCUUCUUCAGAAGAGGCGUUAGGAUGCCAAGCCCAGUCAUCAGUGUUCCUCAGCCGAUUCACAUCCGCGUUAACUGUCAGUGAAACGGUUGCAUAUCAGAACUUCAGACGAUGGGUCGGAGAAACAGAAAUGCUCGACUUCCUAACGCUGAUAUCCGCUCAGUUGGCCUGGACUUCAUAGAGUUUCUACACGAGACGAACAGAAUCAGUAUUAUUAACAGAGAUGAACUUCAGGAAAUCUACAACUCCGAGUUCAGAGACAGGGAUGGUGGUGUGAAGAAAGAUCCCAACUUCUCCUCAAUCCUAUAUGUGCUCAGACAAGGCCACAAAGCUCAAGUCACCAGGGAUCGACGGGUUUACUUUAACAGGAGUGUGCGAGUGGUGUUACGGGACCAGUGGUGGAGACCUCAUAACGCACUGCAGAGUUCCAACAGUAGCUCUCCACUGCCCCCUAAUGGCCCAGAGGCUUCUUCCUCUCCUUCUCCUUCACCCCGAGGACCUGAGGGUGGUGUUAGAGCUAGAAGGAAACUAGCUCGAGAGCUCAUCAACAAAAUCAAGAAUGGGAGGUCAGAGUUUGUGGCUGAUAAAAAUGGAAUUCACAUCAGCUCUGAGACAGAAAUGGUAGAUGCCAAAAUCUACUUCUGUGUGGAGCGUGAAGAGGUUUAUGAGCAGAAGCUGUUUGUGGAGAACAGGGGAACGGACAGUGUUUACUUCACCUACUAUUCACCACUUCACUGGAUUCAUUGCUUCAAGUUUGAGGACCCUGAGAGAGUCACACGCAGUAAUCCUCUUCUCCUUAGCCCUGGUGAGACAUAUGAAAUCAAAAUGAACUUCUUUUCAGCGGAUGUGGGUGUUUAUGGGGCUACAAUGGCCUUUGAGUUUAAACCAAACAUACAGUUGUUCUCCAGACCAUUCUACAUUGUCCGCUUCAUUGAAGCAGAGUUCAGGACGCAACUAGCAGCAGAACUGGCACCUGUUGAGCCCUAUAGACCCUUUAAACUCAGCAGCAUCCAGAAUGUGCCCUUCACUGUGGAUGAGGGAGUGCCACCAGAGAGCUUGACAUUAAAUCGACUUGGAUAUCAGGUGCCGCUGAAAGACUAUAAUUGUCCAUCUUACAUCAAUGAGCUGACCAAGUUCUUAAAAGAUCCCUCAAGUGCUCCCAAGGCUUAUCUCCAGGAAAAGAAGUCCCUGCUGGAGUCGGUGCUGAGUUUCCAAAACUAUGCAGAACGCUUCCACUUGUUACUUUACCUGGAAGAGUCUCAGAUGUGGGUGGACAUUAAGAGGUACAACAAAGAUGAUGUCACUAUGGAGAGGGAUCAGCGAAACAAGAAGCUGCUGAUGCUUGAGGUUCCGGGUGUUUCUGAGAAUCGGCCAUCAGUGCUGAGAGGAGAUCACUUGCUGCUCACUAAAAGUGAAGACCUACAUCUGCUGUCUGUUACUAAAUACAAAGGCUAUGUGCACCGUGUGGAACUCGACCAGCUCAAACUGAGCUUCUCCUCAAAGUUCUUGGAUAGUUUCAUAGACAACAUGAAGUUUCGGGUGGAGUUCACCUUCAAUAGGCUCCUGAUGAGACUCCAGCAUCGAGCUGUGGAGCUGGCUGUCCAGCACAGUCUCUGUGAAGUCUUGUUCCCCAUGGGGUCAAACUCUGAUAACUCAAAUGCUGAACUUUCAUUAAGUCUCUUUGAUAGAAGUUUGGAGAAGAAUCGUGAACAGUAUGCUGCAGUUUGCAACAUUGUGGCCGGUGUCUCCAAGCCGGCGCCCUAUUUGGUGUUUGGGCCCCCAGGCACCGGCAAAACAGUCACCAUGGUGGAGGCAAUCAAACAGGUAGAGAAAUGUAUAUUGGAUGCACAUAUCCUGGCAUGUGCUCCCUCUAACAGUGCUGCAGAUCAGCUGUGUGAGAAACUGCUGCAGCAUGUUGACUCUCACAAAGUCUACCGGAUGUAUGCCCUCAGCCGCAGUCCUGACCAAGUGCCCCUCAGCCUGCGGGCCUGUUGUAACCUUAAAGGUGAAGUGUAUGAGUUCCCAAGUAAGGAGGAGUUGAUGCAGUACAAAAUCCUGGUCACAACUGUGUUUACAGCCGGCAGGCUGGUCACUGGGGGUUUGCCUGUUGGUCAUUUCACUCAUAUCUUUGUGGAUGAAGCUGGUCAUGCGGUGGAAUCUGAGGUUAUUGUUGGCAUAGCUGGCCUGCUGCAUGCAGAGACAGGGCAGUUGGUUCUGGCUGGAGAUCCAAAGCAGCUGGGACCCAUUCUGAGGUCUCCAAUCACUAUUCAGUAUGGACUAGGUCUGUCAUUUCUGGAGCGAUUGAUGACCAAAAAUCCUCUCUAUCAGAAAGGAGACAAUGGAUUCAACACUCGCUAUGUUACCAAGCUGCUGCGCAACUACAGAUCUCACAGGGCCAUCCUGGAGAUUCCUAAUGAGAUGUUCUAUGAUGGAGAGCUGCAGCCAUAUGCAGAUGAAUACAGUGCCAACUUCUUCUGCAACUGGGAACACCUUCCCAAAAGAGGUUUUCCUCUGAUAUUCCAUGGUGUGCAUGGGAAGGAUGAGCGGGAGUCGAACAGUCCAUCCUUCUUCAACACCACGGAGAUCACUAAAGUCAUUGACUACCUGAAGAAACUACUGCUGUCGCAGGGCAAGAAGGGCAUCGGCAAGAUCUCACCCAAAGACAUCGGCAUCAUCACCCCUUACAGGAAACAGGUGGAGAAACUGAGGAAGGCUAUCAAAACAUGUGAUAGGGAGCUGAGAGUCUACCAGAACAUUGAAGAGCUGAAGGUUGGCUCAGUGGAGGAGUUUCAAGGUCAGGAGCGGAGGGUCAUCAUUGUGUCUACUGUCCGCAGCUGCAAUGAUUACAUCAAAAUGGAUACAGAUUUCAACAUUGGCUUCCUUAACAAUGAGAAGAGAUUUAAUGUUGCUAUAACACGAGCCAAGUCCUUGCUCAUCGUGGUGGGAAACCCCAUCAUUCUCAGCAGUGAUCCCACCUGGUCCAGGUUUAUUCAGUACUGCACUGACGAGGGAGGCUACACUGGUUUGAAUCGUGGCAUUGUAGAAGGCACAGAGGACGUAAUAAGACGGCUAGCAACCCUUAGGAUCCAAAUGGAGGCUGAAGACACUGAGGAGAGUGCCAUCCAGCAAUACGUAAACCCUGAGUGGAGGAACGAACAGUGAUGCUCUUCUUCUCUGGUUUCUACUUCACCUCAAUGCUUAUGUUUUGUGGGGUUCUAGUGGACCUACCUCUGGGUCCUGUGGACACAAGAGUAUUAUAUGAAUUGUUUUAUCUCGGGGCAUUAGCGUAAAUUAACAGUUUUUUAUGAAUACCUUGUUAAAGUUGAUACCAUUGGGCCUUAUUCACCAAUCUAAAAAAACUUCAGAUUCAUGACGUGUUCUUACCCUGUUGAAUUGUUUGUACCUUUGCGCUCUUAGUGUGUGUUCUGUUCAUUCUGUAGAACAAAAGCCAAAUAAGAAAACACUGGUGAAUGUCAGAAUCUUAAAGAUGGCAUAAGUGGGUUUUAAGAAGAAAAUUCGUCUUAAGAACAUUUGGUGAAUGAGGCCCAUUGUUCCCAUCUGAUGACCUUUUUUACUACAGCCAAGAUGAAAUGUUCUUGUGGAAUUUGUCCAGGACCAAUGACCGAAUGUCUUAAAUAAUUAAACAUAGUUUGUUUAAACAUAAUUAAACAUAGUAAAUAUCUAAAAAGUACUUGAAAAACUGUGGGUCUGAAGCAUUUGCACUAAAUUACGCCUGUGUACCUACAGCGUUGCUGGAAUUAUCUAAUAAACUGUUUUAUCAGUUGACUGAUCUUAUUACAUUGAUUAAAUUUCAAUUUUGACCUAA